ACUAUCACCACCACAGCUAGCAUACUAAAAUCUUCAAGGCUGCAGAAGAAAAUGCCGUCGGCGAUCUCCACUGCGACGUCGCCGGAGUCCCGAUCGGUGGCCGUGAUCGGCGCCGGCGCCGGCGGGCUCUGCGCGGCCCUGGAGCUCCGCAAAGAAGGGCACAAAGUGGUGGUGUACGAGAGGGGGGACCAGAUUGGGGGGCUCUGGGUGUACACACCCGAAGCAGACUCCGACCCGAUGAGCCUCGACCCGGCCCGUAAAAUAGUCCACUCAAGCCUCUACGCCUCGCUCCGGACCAACCUGCCCCGGGAAGCCAUGGGAUUCCGGCAGUACCCUUUCGUGGCUGCCCGGAAUAAGGCGGGCAGGGACGCCAGGAGGUACCCGUGCCACACUGAGGUGUUGGAGUAUUUGAGAGAUUUCGCGGGAGCCUUCGGGCUGUGUGAUUUGGUCAGGUUCGGGAGGGAGGUUUGGAGCGUGGAGAUGGUUCGGGAUCAGGCUCGGAAAUGGCUCGUGAGUUCGAGAAUGAGGGACGGUGGCGAUGAUGACGUGGACAGGGAGGUGUUCGACGCUGUGGUGGUCUGCGUUGGCCAUAAUACGGAGCCCCGAAUCGCAGAAAUACCCGGAAUUGAGGUGUGGCCGGGGAAGCAGAUCCAUAGCCACAAUUACCGUGUUCGUGAUCCCUUCCGCAAUCAAAUUGUGGUGAUAAUAGGUGGUCAUGUAAGUUCUGAUGAUAUCUCUAGAGAUGUUGCGAAAGUUGCGAAAGAAGUUCAUAUUUCAUCAAGAUCAGUCGAAAUUGAUCAACUUGGAAAAUUGUCGGGGCAUGACAACAUAUGGCAACAUUCCACGAUCAAAAGUGUUCGUGAAGAUGGUACAGUGGCAUUCGACGAUCAAACUGAAAUUUAUGCCGAUGCUAUCAUUCACUGCACCGGGUAUAAGUAUCACUUCCCAUUUCUUAAAACCGAUGGCGUUGUCAAAGUCGAGGAUAAUCGAGUUGAUCAUCUUUAUAAGCACAUUUUUCCUCCGACCUUAGCUCCAUCGCUAUCGUUUAUUGGCGUGCCAUGGAAGAUUGUUCCAUUCCCGUUGUACGAGUUUCAAUGCAAGUGGAUCGCUGGUGUUUUAUCUGGUCGAAUUCCUCUCCCGUCGACAAUGGAAAUGAUGAGCGAAAUCGAAGCCUUUUAUGCAUCAUUGGAAGCAUCCGGAAUUCCGAAGAGGUAUACUCAUCGAAUGGAUGCCAAACAGUUCGAGUACAACAAUUGGUUGGCUUCCGAGAGUGGAUCGCCGCCGGUGGAAAAAUGGAGAGAGCAAAUGUAUUUGGUGAGUACGCAAAGGAGGAAGAUGCCGGAGAUGUUUCGCGACCAUUACUUUGGCGACCAAGAUUUGAUCGACGAGGCUCACAAGGACUUCGAGCAAUACGGUGCAGCGCCGGACCUUAUCUAGCCAUGCUUUGCCUUCCUUGUCCUUCAUUUGCUUGUUAUCGAUCGUUUUUAUUCAAUAAAGCUCCAUCGUCGUAACGAUUGGAUUUUUUAGAUUUA
Molecule: messenger RNA, 1532 nt
Organism: Andrographis paniculata
Lineage: Eukaryota; Viridiplantae; Streptophyta; Magnoliopsida; Lamiales; Acanthaceae
Product: flavin-containing monooxygenase FMO GS-OX-like 2
Exons: 8
Coding region: 52-1437 (461 amino acids)
Molecular function (GO): NADP binding; N,N-dimethylaniline monooxygenase activity; flavin adenine dinucleotide binding
Source: RefSeq, a predicted model, not a curated record